This is a messenger RNA of Perkinsus marinus ATCC 50983, 1409 nucleotides long. RefSeq names its product Pyridoxal phosphate phosphatase, putative. Lineage: Eukaryota; Perkinsozoa; Perkinsida; Perkinsidae. The transcript has 13 exons. Gene Ontology annotation, molecular function: phosphatase activity. The record is from RefSeq and is a predicted model, not a curated record. The coding region runs from base 1 to 1233 and encodes 410 amino acids.
AUGGAGAUCGCAUUACGAAGCAAGUCGUUGGUGACUAUGAUGAAAGUGCGAAGUCGGGAAUGGUCAGUUAUGGACGACCUGUGGCGGACGUCCUCGAUGCUCAACAGGAGGGAGAGAAGGCCUGGGAUAAACAUGGAUGUUGACACGUUGCGUGUAGAAAACAUGACUUGGCGUAUGAGGAACAAGUGGAAGAACCAUGAGCCAUCGAGAGUAGAUUAUAUUGAUGAUGACAGUUCGGAGUCCACGCCCGUCGAUGAGUCGUGCAAGGGUCUCUUGGAAGUCAUCAAGGGCCACAAUGAUGAUAUUCGGUUUGAGACUAGCAGUCGCUACCACGGUUUCCUACUGGACAUGGACGGAGUUCUUCAUCGAUUCGGAACCACUAUUCCGGGAGCUAGCGAGUUCAUGACAAUGCUCAACGCUGGACAAGUGCCCUAUAUGCUCUUGACCAACGAAUGUCGGUAUACCGCAGAGGAUCUGAGCCGUAAGCUUUUGGGUAUACUCGGAGUGAGUAUACCUGUCAGCCAGAUAUACACUGCGGCUAACAGUGCUGCUGACUUCUUCCAUCGGCUCAUGGCUAACGGUUGGACAGGUAUGGUAUACAUCGUUGGUGAGGUGGGCCUGAUCUCUACUGUGAGAGAUGCCUUCGUGAAGCAUGGAUUACCUGAAGACUCUGUCGUCACGGGUGAAACGAGGAAGACUCGUGCACCGAGGGAGAUCGACUAUGUUCUUAUCGGCUCGGUCCACUCCGAGAACACAAGAUACGUCGAGUACGCAUGCUCUUGUGUCCAGGAAGGAGCCCGUCUCCUCUUCACUUGCCCUGAUUACUAUGAAGUAACAUCGGAUGGAAGCUACAAGUUCGGAAUGCCCAUGCCCGCUGUGGAGAUGAUAUCCAAGGUUACUCAUGCAUCCUCGUAUAACCUAGGGAAACCCAACCCUCAUAUGCUCCGGAUGGCUCGACAGCGAUUGUUCUCGCAGUGUCCUCAAGGCCGUCACCCCGGACUAGGCCCAGUCCUCUUUGUCGGAGACUCCUUGGGUACGGACAUCCGCACAGCCAUCGAGAACGGAAUCGACUGCGCUCUGGUCAUGAGUGGAUGCACUGAUGAGAAGCAGUUGAAGAGGAGUCCACUACUUCCUAACUUUGUUUUUGCAAGCAUCAAGGAGCUCAUGGCCGCCUAUUCAAGUGGCUCUCUGGUCCCUUGCGUCCCUCUGGGCGGUGAUGAUGGAGCUCACUAGUCUCUGUUUAUGAUGAAACCGAUCGGUGUACACGCUACGCGAGGUUUCAAUUUUUCAGACGCUUAGAUCGAGAGUUGUGGAGAGGAUCGUCUAUGGUCACUCCAUAUUCACUCGAUAAGUAACACAUUGCAGCUGUGUGAAUACUUUCUGUGCCUCGUUGCUCGUGCCAAAGGAGC